AUGGGCCAUGGCACCUUUGUGGCCGCUGCUGCCUCUGCCUCUGCCUCUACGUCUGCGUCUGCGUCUGCGUCUCCGCCUGCGUCUGGCUGCAGUGCGCGCGGCCGAACGAGGGCUAACGCCUGGCAGGGGACUGCUCUAAGACGGCCAGGAACCGAGCUGCAUGAGCGGUCAACCAUCCCAGACACCCUGCCCCCAAAGCGUCGCCCUGCAGACGCCCUCCACCCCGUUGCUUCUCCGCGUCUGGCCUGUCUUCUUUCCGUCUGCUUCGGGCCACCAAACCGGCCGUUCGCCGGAACAGGGCCCUCAUCUGCCCGCCUGUCCGCCUGCCAUUCGCUGCCCGCCCGCGACCACGGCCUGUGGCUGGGCCGCCCCGAUGAGAGCUUCGGCGACGUUACACAGACGUGUACGCUCCCAGACCCUGCCGCCCCAUCCAUCUCUCCCAGAGCGACUCGACAGGGCCCAUUAGGGCACUGUGACUGCUGCCGUUGGUACGGAUGGCCGCCUUCGCCCUUUGCAGAAGACGCGCAGCUCCUCGAUGCACCUGAGAGAAACGGGCACCGCCGCCGGCACCAGAGCACCCCUCUACCAGGUUCAGCUGGGCGCCGACAUGUCGCAUGCAGCCUCGUCUCUUAG
Molecule: messenger RNA, 633 nt
Organism: Parastagonospora nodorum SN15
Lineage: Eukaryota; Fungi; Ascomycota; Dothideomycetes; Pleosporales; Phaeosphaeriaceae
Exons: 2
Coding region: 1-633 (210 amino acids)
Source: RefSeq, a predicted model, not a curated record